AUGGGGAAGGCCCGGAAAACAGUCAAGAAAACGAAAAGUACUACCUCAACACAAAAUGUGCAGUGUAUGUGGAAUUUUUUAAUAAGAGUUAAUUCCAUAAGUUUUCAGCGCUUCCAUUCAACACAGACAAAGGUCAGCACAUUUUGAAGAAUCCAGGGAUCGUAAAUGCGAUUGUUGAAAAAGGUUUUUUUGAAAGCUAAAUGAAGAAAAAUAUAUUUAAAAAAAGUUCAGUCGGCCUUGAAGUCCACAGACACAGUGAUGGAAGUUGGUCCAGGUACAGGUAACCUGACGGUGAAAAUGUUGGAAGUCGCGAAGAAGGUUAUCGCUUGCGAAAUCGAUCCCAGGAUGAUUGCCGAGGUGAAAAAACGAGUUAUUGGAGGGUAGAACUCUAAUUUUCGAAUAAGAUAAAAUAAUUUGUUUCAGACCAUUGCAAUCGAAAUUGGAAGUAUUGUCGGGGGAUGUUAUGAGGAUGGAAUGGCCGGUUUUCGACGUUUGUGUCGCCAAUUUGCCGUACCAAAUUUCUUCGCCUUUCGUUCAGAAGUUCCUUUUGCAAAGGCCGGCGCCAAGGUCUGCAUUUUGAACUUGAAGAAAUGUUAUUUGUUUUUUUUUUUGAGUUUUAUUGAACAAGUGGUUUUUUUUCCAAUUUUUUUAUACACAGCGCUCUAAUCAAAAACCACCCAAUAUUUUUUAAAUUUAAAGCUUGAAAGUAUAUAUUUUUACAUUCGAAACAGGAGCCUAGUUUUUAAGCCGAGAUUCAGUCGGUUCCAUUCAUUCUGAAACUUUUUUUGGAAACCAUUUAAUUAAACUAAUGAUUAUUGGCAGCAGGAAACUUGAGCUAAAUUUAUAGCUGAUGAUUUAAAUUUGUGCUAAAAACGCAACAGAUAACCUCUUCUUUUUUUAUUAUUUUUUCUUUUUUGAUAAUUUUCUUUUUUUUUUCAAAAUCUGACACGGAAUGGCCUAUCUUCUUUUCUUCAGAUACGCAGUGCUGAUGUUUCAAAAAGAGUUCGCGGAUCGGCUCGUCGCGCGCCCCGGCGACAAGGACUACAGUAGACUGUCUGUGAAUGUGCAGCUCCUGGCCCGCGUCGAAAUGCUGAUGAAAGUGAAGAGAACCGAGUUCCGACCGCCGCCGAAAGUCGACUCGGCCGUCGUUCGCAUCGAACCUCGAAUUCCACCGCCUCCUAUCAAUUUUGAGGUGAAUAGAAGUAACGAAAAAAUGAAGUUUAGAGGCUUUACCGAGAUUUUAAGGUCUUAAUUUAAUUGAGAGGCAAGUGGAAGUUGUUUUUAUCGCUUUUCGAUCCCACUUCUCACCUUUUCGAGAGAACUGCGCAAUUUAAACGAUUCCUAUGAAGAAAUCGAGGUCUCUAGAGUUUCUCAAAGCCUUUGAGACUAUGUCAGAAGCUUAUUAAAGCUUUUCGAGAAUUUUAAUUCUGUAUGUUUUCUAGGAAUGGGAAGGACUGUUACGAUUGUGUUUCCUGCGCAAAAACAAGACUUUGAACGCGAUUUUCCGGUUAUCCAACGUCACUGAACUCAUUGAGAAGAACUAUCGGAAAGUUUGUAGCUUUAAAAAUAAGGUUUGUUUUUUUUUCCAUUAUAGUUAUAUUGAAAAUAAUUGUUUAGCCAGUGCCAGCGACUUUCAAUUGUAAAGCAGCUAUCGAAAAAGUGCUGAGCGAGGCCGGAUACGCGGAGAAAAGGGCCAGAAGCAUGACCGUCGAGGAUUUUUUGGCCCUUCUGUUGGCCUUCAAUAAAGCCGAUAUCCAUUUUAUUGGUUGAAUUUGUGCAUUUUUGUUGUUUUUUGAUUGGAAUGUGUGUUUGUUGUCUGUUUUGCACGAAGAAUAAAUUUUAUUGAAUUCGAUAGUUUUUCAUGAAAAAUGUCGAGUAAUCGAUUUUAUACUGUUUUUUUUAAUUUUUUUUUUUUGUAUUUUGACACUUUCAAAGUCGUGCGGUAGAUUGGUUAUGGGGCGUGGCUAAAUGCAAAUGGGGCGCUGCUUAUUGCAAUAGGGGCGCGAUAGUGAGAGCCGAUUUUUGUGCAUUUACUGGAUAGAAUUAUAACGUAAAAUAAUUUUUUUUUUCAAGGCCUCUUUGAACUUGGAUACAGUACGUAUGAUACUUUCAAAAAAAGUUUUGAAUUUACAAGUAAAGAAAAUCGCGGACUUUACUGACAAAAAUGUCAGAAUUGAAUAAUCCAGAAAUUUCGGGUUUUUCGUCAGAAAAGUAGACAGACAACAACAAAAAAACGAAUUUCAAAAAGAAUUUCAUACCAAAUAGUUAACUAACUUGAAAGAAGGACAACAAUCGCAUUUUUGAUUACCUAAAAAGUUUUUUACUAACUCGUUUCUCUCGGCUUUUUAUUCCUCUGUUUCUGGAGCAUAUUACGAUAUUUUUUUAUCUCUUGAAAAUUCCGUUUCAAUAAAAGUGGAGGUCUUUUAGAGACCUUUAUGAAGCUUCAUUUUUGGUAUUUUCCAACUCUGCCCGUGAUAACUAUAGCUUAUUAGUAGAAAAAAUGAUUAAUUAAAAAAAAAUCUUUUCUUUUAAAUCUCAGAUUACGCUGGUUCUACCCCGUCGAUGCUGUUGGCUCGCAUUUGAGCGUUGUUUUUCGACGCCUUCAUCUUCCUCGACCGUCACCUUUGAUGAAAACUCCAGAAGGAAGUUCCUCCAAGUCGCAGUCAUCGGAGCGCCGAACGUCGGCAAAUCUCUGCUGACGAACAACAUUGCCAGAGCGGCUCUUUCGGCGGUCAGCAGCAAGAUGGACACUACUACCAAGGUGAGAAAAGACCACGAAAGAUUUUGAAAAAUUUUUUGAAAUAUUCAAAGCUUUUUUCCAGUUCAAAGAGAUUUUAUUAAUGAGAAUGCGUCAGGUUUUUGAGUGGGGAGAAAAUGACAAAAAAAAAUAAUAAGAUGGAAGUUUUUUGAAAAUUGCGCAGUCUGCACUUUUUUGUCUCCUUGGUCGCGUUUUUUCUGGAAAAUCAGGAAAUUUCGUUGAAUUCCGAGGAGAUAUUUACACGACUUUUUUUUUCUCCGUAAAGUGCGGUGUGGCGUGUGCAUGCACUGCGCCGCUUUCGCGCAGAAAAAAUGGGGUUUAUGUAGAGAGAAUUCGAUUCGUUUCCUCUGGCAUUUCGGCCGUCUGCGCCUUUAAUUUUCCCUGUUAUUUACGCUCCUAGAGCCGUGACGUUACGUCGGAACGGCUAAGGUUUUGACUCGCCAGCCGUUUUUUCGAUUUCGCAUCUUCUUCCACUUACAAAAACGCCGUGAUUGGCUCCAAACAAGAAUUCUAAUAAACUGAGACGCCCCUAAAGGCGAUAUUCUAUCCUGUACUCCUCAAAACCGUCAAAAAGGAGGUUCAGAAUGUACAUGUCAACCUGACGGAGAGCGACACUCAGUUGGUGGUCGUCGACUCUCCAGGAGCCGUCAGCACGGGGCAUGUCAGACAGACGAUGCACCAUCAAGAGGAACGAGUACUGACUGAUGCCGAACGGGCUCUCCACAAGGCUCAGCAUAUUCUGGUCGUCCAGGUGGGCUCAGAGAAAGGUUGUGUAGUGGAAGCUGAGGUGGUCCUAGUGCACGUUUUACCAUUUUCCAAGACCUCAAUGAUUUACCAAAAACCAAAAUUUUCUGGAACUUCAGCACCCUAGAAACACCCGAGCAUUUUAAGUUCUUGUCUUCCAGAUAGCCAAAAUGUUUAGAGAAUCUUGGAAACGUAGCGAAAAGCACUAGCAAAAUUAGGCAUUCUUCUUAUUUUCGAUGAUUUUUUGACCAGGCACAUGAGUUAGGCCAAAAAAUUGCAGGACGCGACAGCGCCCGGACGGUACAUCCACCACCGAGUCCUGCACAUGCUCCAUCGCUACGCCCACGUCCCGAGCACUCUGGCGAUCAACAAGAUCGACCUGGUCUCCAGGCGAUCAGACCUGCUCCCACUCGUUCCGAUUCUGACCAACGGCCGGGUCGGAGACGCGCCGAUCCCCAGCUCCGGCGCCACGGUCAGAAAAAUUUCCAGAUCGAUGAAAAAUAGAUCGGGUCGGGUCAUGGAAUUUAAGUCCACACCUUUCAGCUCAUGAUCCAAAGAAAAUGCGCCCCCUGGAUAAUGUUCUGUGAAUUUUUCACUUCUUCGGUUUUUCCAUGUUUUUUUUUCGUUUUCAAUCACUUGAUGAAAAAAGUGAUAAAACUGAGAAAGGCAUAAAAUUAAAAAUAAUUUCUCAAAGAUCUCAAUAACUUUGAAGUAAUCUACGCUCUGUGAAUGGCUCGCUCUCUGAUUGGUUUAUCGCGCCGUUAGGGGCGGAGCUUGAGCGGCGACUUGACAUUCAAAAUCUGAACAGACUAUGUUUGAUACGGAGAUCUAUAAUUUAACGUCAAAACUCGAAAAAGCCCAAAAGAUCGGAUUUUUUAGCGAUGAUCGUAGGUUGAUUAUUUUUUUCACGGGGAGUGAGGACCAUUAGUUGACGAGUUUGAACAACAAUUUUCCGAAACUUCACAGAAAAACGAAUUUAGGCGCUGUUUUUGUAUGAACCAGCUCUUCAGAUCGGUCGACUCGGCAAGGUCGUCCAGAAGCCUUCCGAAGGCGGCGACGUCUUCGAGAAUCGCGACGACAAAUGGAUGGCCAGCUACCGGGAUAUGAUCCAGAAGCCGACGCACAAGUGUGGCUACGCCGCCACGAGACAUCUGUUCCGCGACGUCAACGGCUGGAGCGGAUUCGACAGGGUCUUCUUCGGUUAGAGCUGAAGAUUUGAUGAAAUUUCGCUGAAAGGGACCUUUUUAUCACAGAUUAGUCAAGGCCCAAUGUAAAACUCGUCUCUUUUUGAAAAUUUGGAAGUCCGCAUAAUGGAGACAUUAUUGCUCUGGAUUUAGGAAAACUAGAGUGGUCCCUAUAGUGGCAACCUAAGGGACCUUUCAAGGUUUCCCCAUAGGGACCACGGAAGCUUGCGAAAGAUGCCCCUAUAGGGAAGCAUGGUAUUGUGGUCAGAACCUAAACCAAACACAGAGUGGUCCCUAUAGGGGCAACCUUAGAGAUCCUUCAAGGUUUCCCUUUAAAGGCCACUAAAGCUGGCAAAAGUGGCCCCUAAAGGGGAAGCAUGGCGUAGAGGUCAAACCCUAAACCCCUUGGGGGUCCACCUAACCUUCACCCCUAUAGUGAGCCCUCUGUUUCCCCUAUAGAGACCCCUCUGGCGUUCCUAAGGAUGGCUAAUUUGGAGACGUCAAAAAACGAGACGGUUUAUAAAUUCCAUCUGAACGGAUCUGUAAUAAAGAUGUCCUGAAGUACCUCUCAAAAAAGUUUCGUCAAAUUCAAUCCUUUUGCACGUCCCUUGUGAAGAAGCUUGAAUUUGAAGUGUCGUCCUUGACGGGAGAAGGGAUCGACGACCUGAGAAACCAUCUCAAAGGCGUUGCGACCAGUGGGGAAUGGCUCAUGGAGGCCGAUCAGCUCACGGAUAAGGUAUAAUAUGCUUUUUGGAAGGUGUUUCAAGUAUCUUGUCCUUAUCAUUUUUGGAAGGCAGUUCAUCUGGCUAGUCACUGAGAAUAACUGCCGAACGCGUCGUCGGUGGCGAUAUCGCAAAAGUGCCGAGCCGGACUUGAGGGCGCGACCUUGCAUUUUGAGUCCGGCGCGGGACUUUCGCGAUAUCGCAAAUUUACCGCGACCGAUCGCGCUUUUCUCCGGGCAGUUGUCUUUAGUGACGUCACGAUUUUUUUCGAAUUUUCAAAGCAGUUUAUAAAUCGAAAAGCAAUGAGUGUACUAAAACUUCCACAUGCUACGAAAAAGAAAACCCUUCAGACGCCCCAAGAACUGUGCACGGACGCGAUCCGGGCCGCCGUCCUGGACAUGGUCCAUGGCGACGUCGCCUACACGGUCCGAGUCGGCAUUUCCGAAUGGGUCGAGCAGGGAGAAGUCCUCCAGAUCGUCGGCGACAUCCAGUGCGCCAAGCAUCGCGACGGAGUUCUGAUCAUUGGCAAGGUUCGAGCUAUGGAUUCCGGAGUGGUCCCUAUAGAGGUCGAAAAAGUGGUCCCUAUAGAGGUAAAGGGACCAACGCCACUAUAGGGGUCGAAAAAGUGGUCCCUGUAGGGGUUUAGGGUCUGACCCUUUAAGCUGAGGUGGUCCCUAUAUGGGUCUUUCAACUUCAUUCUAAAAAACGCCUAACUGUUUAGUUGCUUGCAUGGGAAGGCUUCUUCGCAUAGUUUAUAAAAUUGUCGACCAGCAACCCCUAGAGGAGACUCUCCAGGGGCUCCUAUAGGGGCGACUUUGAAGUUUCCAAGAUCCAGGGAUUUUUCUCGUCCAGAAACUUAGAGAAUUAAAGCACUGACUAAACUUUAGAAAAUUAAAGAUAAUUUGAACGUUUCGAAAAGUAUUUUAAUAAAAAAACGAUUUAUAUUUUUAAUUAGAAACAGAAGCGAAUUCCAGGGAGGCGGACGAAUUUCCGAAAUCGGCCGACGCGUAAACGCCCAUCUCCACUCGCUUUUCCAACGCCAGCUCUACGUUCGGCUCGUCGUUUCUCACAAGGGAAAAUUGAUUUUGAAAUGA
Molecule: messenger RNA, 6502 nt
Organism: Caenorhabditis auriculariae
Lineage: Eukaryota; Metazoa; Nematoda; Chromadorea; Rhabditida; Rhabditidae
Source: the annotation of a GenBank genome assembly